AAGAAAACACCCCCGCCAUCCUUUCACCUUCACCUUCCAUUCAGCCAGCUAAAAGGAGGGGAGAAACCAGCACAGUCGCAGCCAUGGCGCGCAUCGAAGAGCUCCCCGACGACUUCAACGAAUCACUCUCCCUCAAUGACCCCAAACCCGCAUCCAGCUCCACCACCAUUCCCGAGACCCCCUUCGGCAUCAAGCCCAUCGCACCCAACGAUGACCCAACCACAUCCACCGCUCCCGCCCUCCCUCCAGCAAUGGCCUCCGUGAAAUCCCACACCGCCGACGAGAUCCUCUCCAUGAUGAACCAGACCCCGCUGUUCAUGACGGACGUCGAGCAGGCGCUCCAGGACAGCGCGGGGGAGGAGAACACGUUCAUCGAGGCGAUUCGCGCGCUGCAGAAUGAGGGCACGCAGCUGCAGGUUGCCGAGGGAUUCCGCGAGACGGGCAAUGAGCUGGCGAGGGAGAAGAAGUGGAGUGAUGCGCGGGAGUUCUAUGGGAAGGCGUUGGCGACGGUGAGGGAUAAAGGGGAGGGGAAGUGGGAUGUCAGUGAGGAUGUGGACGGAGACCGGAGAAGGAUGACGGAAACGGAGGAGAAGGUGUUGGUCAAUAGGGCGUUGUGUAAUUUGGAGAUGAAAAACUACCGGUCCUGCAUCCUCGAUUGCGCCGCAGCACUCAAAAUUAACCCUGAAAACAUUAAGGCCUACUACCGCUCCGCCCGCGCCCUUCUCACCCUCGACAAAAUACUAGAAGCCCAAGACGCCGCAAACCGUGGCCUCGCCCUUGAUCCCACAAACAAAUCCCUUCUCCAUACCGCAGAGCAAAUCUCCGCUCGGAAAGCUGCCCUCGACGCUCUCGCCGCUAAGAAGCGUGCUGAGGCAGAGCGUGAAAAGCGUGUUAAAGUUACCCUGGCUACAGCCCUACGCGCCAGGAACAUCAAAGUCCGCGAAACCAAACAGCCGCCAGACCUAGACGACGCGAACAUGCAUCUCUCGCCUGACCCGCUGUCACCGAAAAGUACGCUGGUGGUGCCCUGUGUGCUACUGUAUCCCAUGCACGCGCAGAGUGAUUUCAUUAAAAAUUUCGAGGAGACGCAGUGCGUGCGUGACCACCUGGAGUAUAUAUUUCCCUUACCAUGGGAUGAAAAGGCGGAAUAUGGCGUGGACAGUGUGGAUUGCUUCAUGGAGACGGUGACCGGCGGUUUGAUUCGCGUUGGGAAGAAGAUGAGUCUGUUGGAAGUGUUGAGUGGAAGUGGAGGAAAGGUGGAGAUUGUGGAUGGCUUGGUGAAGAUAAAUGUCGUGCCUGUGCCGAAGAGCCGGAAAUGGAUCGAAGAGAUGAAGGCACGGAGGGCGCCGGGCUGAUCCACUAGGGCCUUUUGCUAUUCUCGAAUGGUAUAAGGUGAUUUCUCUUGACGCCGCGAAGGAUUGGCGCUCGCCCAGACACAUGUCUGGAUAUACGGGCUAUUUCAUCUCCGAAAGACUAGCCCAAGAAGCGAAUUUAACCGGUUUGGAUCGAUCGGGGAUAGGCGAUAUGUAAGAGCCAAUGGACGGUGGUCAAAAGCGCGGAUGGCGGUUAGAUAUGCCGUUGGCAAUUUGAGUUCGAUUCGGGCACGUUGAGGAUCCAAAUGAUCGACGCCCAAAGCUGACGGGAUUUUGGAUUGGAUGGACCGGGAAAAGGAGACUGUGUAAAGGUCGUUCCCCCGACUCUAGAGAAGGGCAUAAUCGUAUAGAUCUGUUUCCAAAAUAUUCAAGGAGAAGCCGACUUCUAUUCCAAGAGGAUGAAUGAAGUACGCAUCCAACUAGCCAUCUGUAAUACACCACGACGAUAUGGUAUGUAAGGGUCAACAAGGCCGAAC
Molecule: messenger RNA, 1849 nt
Organism: Coccidioides immitis RS
Lineage: Eukaryota; Fungi; Ascomycota; Eurotiomycetes; Onygenales; Onygenaceae
Product: tetratricopeptide repeat domain-containing protein
Exons: 2
Coding region: 84-1355 (423 amino acids)
Biological process (GO): protein folding
Molecular function (GO): Hsp90 protein binding
Source: RefSeq, a predicted model, not a curated record